UUCACCUGGGCACACUUCGCAUCGCAUCACAACAAAAAACGCGCGAAGGUUCGGGCAGAACGCAAAACAUACCCGUGAUAACAUCCUCGUCUGCGACUUAACGCAUACUUCACCUCACAGUAAACCCUCGGAACACACGCGCACAAAUAUGCUUUUUGAGGAUCAACAUAUGUCCGUGGACAACACACCGCAAAAGGGCUCCGGCAGCCUGAAUUCUUCGGCUUCGUCCAUAUCGAUCGAUGUGAAGCCCACAAUGCAAAGCUGGGCCCAGGAGGUGCGGGCUGAGUUUGGCCACAGCGACGAGGCCUCCAGUUCCCUAAAUAGCAGCGCUGCCAGCUGCGGCUCCUUGGUCAAAAAGGAACCGACGGAAAUUAAACUGGAGCCCAAUGAAGCAGAGGGGCGGGAGAUGGCCUUCGAGUUUCUGGACGGUGUCAACGAGGUUAAGUUCGAGCGACUGGUCAAGGAGGAGAAGCUGAAGACUCCCUACAAGCGCCGCCACUCGCAAACGCCGCCCAGCAACGAGAACAGCCGAUCCAACAGUCCAAACAGCAGCAACUCAUCAGCCAAUGGAGAUGGGGCUGCCACGAAAGGUGGCGAUAGCCAACGUCCCUGGAAGCAAAACAAAUCCAGCAACUUCCGUGGCCACAAGGAGGAAAAGCGGGUGCGCCACAACAGCUAUACAUCCUCCACCUCUUCCUCCUCGUCAUACACCGAAUCCGAUCCCGCCGUUUUAGCCCGUCGUCAAAAGCAAAUAGACUAUGGCAAGAAUACGGCUGCCUACGAGAGAUAUGUGGAUAUGGUUCCGAAGACUGAACGGGCCCGUGAGCACCCCCGCACACCGAAUAAGUAUGGCAAGUACAGCCGACGCGCCUUCGAUGGUCUCGUAAAGAUCUGGCGCAAGAGUCUGCACUUCUAUGAUCCGCCCUCUCAGCCAAAUGCCACGGCUAACGACUCCAAUUCCGACUCAGACUCGGACUAGAAUCUUGUUAUCGGGCCGGGAAACGUUUUUCAAAUAUAAAUUGGGGGUUUACAUACUUAUUAUCAGUCUAAGUACAAAUUUGAACUAACUAAAUCUAUGAAUCAAACACGCAUUUUAAAGUUACAAGGUCGUGUGCAGAAAAUUGUUACCACAGAUGUUUUGUUAAAUAAAAUGGCGUCUUACAA
This is a messenger RNA of Drosophila eugracilis, 1164 nucleotides long. RefSeq names its product histone RNA hairpin-binding protein (gene Slbp). Bases 149 to 979 code for a protein of 276 amino acids. The transcript is spliced from 2 exons. Gene Ontology annotation, biological process: mRNA transport; mRNA 3'-end processing by stem-loop binding and cleavage. Gene Ontology annotation, molecular function: histone pre-mRNA stem-loop binding; mRNA binding. Lineage: Eukaryota; Metazoa; Arthropoda; Insecta; Diptera; Drosophilidae. The record is from RefSeq and is a predicted model, not a curated record. Gene Ontology annotation, cellular component: histone pre-mRNA 3'end processing complex; cytoplasm.